Messenger RNA from Mandrillus leucophaeus (drill), 1864 nucleotides. It is a transcript of the gene MEX3A, whose product is annotated as mex-3 RNA binding family member A. Bases 1 to 1779 code for a protein of 592 amino acids. Lineage: Eukaryota; Metazoa; Chordata; Mammalia; Primates; Cercopithecidae. The record is from RefSeq and is a predicted model, not a curated record. Gene Ontology annotation, molecular function: RNA binding. The transcript is spliced from 8 exons.
AUGUCAUCCCAAGGAACCCAAUCCAACAGCGGAAUCCUACAGUCUCCCCAGGAGCUCCAUUCCCGGCAUUCCAAACCACCUCCCCCACCCAACCAGGCCCAAAUCGCCACCCCACUUCCUGGCAGCGAGGGCCUGACGGCUGCUGCUGACGCAGGCGGCUGCGUGUGGGCGGCCGCGUGCCAGGGGGUCAACUGGGAAAGUGAACUCCCAGCCAGGAGGAUGGUGGUGAAUCUGCAGAUUUCCUGGCAACUAGGGUGGAGCAAGGGGCACUCUCAGGAGGAGUGGGGAGGGGGGCUGCCAAGUAGGAUCCACAUUAGUCCAACUCCCCAGAUUCCCCUGUCCGCUAUCCCUAAGCCAGCCCACAGGCCCGCCCCAGAGGAGCACCCCAUUGGCCCUCUUUGCCGGGGUGAGGACCCUCCUCUGCAAGGCUUCUCCCUGGGGGUCGAUCGCUGGCUUCUCAUCCUCAGCCACAGGCCCUCUGGAAAUUGGGAUGCAGAGAUGGGCGGGAAGGACUGGCCCCAGCCCCCCACCGCCCCCAAAGGGGCGAGCGACGCCAAGCUCUGCGCUCUCUACAAAGAGGCCGAGCUGCGCCUGAAGGGCAGCAGCAACACCACGGAGUGUGUUCCGGUGCCCACCUCCGAGCACGUGGCCGAGAUCGUGGGCAGGCAAGGCUGCAAGAUUAAGGCCUUGAGGGCCAAGACCAACACCUACAUCAAGACUCCGGUGAGAGGCGAGGAACCAGUGUUCAUGGUGACAGGGCGGCGGGAAGACGUGGCCACCGCCCGGCGGGAAAUCAUCUCAGCAGCGGAGCACUUCUCCAUGAUCCGCGCCUCCCGCAACAAGUCAGGUGCCGCCUUUGGCGUAGCUCCUGCCCUGCCUGGCCAGGUGACCAUCCGUGUGCGGGUGCCCUACCGCGUGGUGGGGCUGGUGGUGGGCCCCAAAGGGGCAACCAUCAAGCGCAUCCAGCAGCAAACCAACACAUACAUUAUCACACCAAGCCGUGACCGCGACCCCGUGUUCGAGAUCACGGGUGCCCCAGGCAACGUGGAGCGUGCGCGCGAGGAGAUCGAGACGCACAUCGCGGUGCGCACUGGCAAGAUCCUCGAGUACAACAAUGAAAACGACUUCCUGGCGGGGAGCCCCGACGCUGCACUCGAUAGCCGCUACUCCGACGCUUGGCGGGUGCACCCGCCUGGCUGCAAGCCCCUCUCCACCUUCCGGCAGAACAGCCUGGGAUGCAUCGGCGAGUGCGGAGUGGACUCUGGCUUUGAGGCCCCACGCCUGGGUGAGCAGGGCGGGGACUUUGGCUACGGCGGGUACCUCUUUCCGGGCUAUGGCGUGGGCAAGCAGGAUGUGUACUACGGCGUGGCGGAGACUAGCCCCCCGCUGUGGGCGGGCCAGGAGAACGCCACGCCCACCUCCGUGCUCUUCUCCUCGGCCUCCUCCUCCUCCUCCUCUUCCGCCAAGGCCCGCGCUGGGCCUCCGGGCGCACACCGCUCCCCUGCCACUUCCGCGGGACCCGAGCUGGCCGGACUCCCGAGGCGCCCCCCGGGAGAGCCGCUCCAGGGCUUCUCUAAACUUGGUGGAGGCGGCCUGCGGAGCCCCGGCGGCGGGCGGGAUUGCAUGGUCUGCUUUGAGAGCGAAGUGACUGCUGCCCUUGUGCCCUGCGGACACAACCUGUUCUGCAUGGAGUGUGCAGUACGCAUCUGCGAGAGGACGGACCCAGAGUGUCCUGUCUGCCACAUCACAGCCACGCAAGCCAUCCGAAUAUUCUCCUAAGCCCCGUGCCCCAUGCCUCCGGGGCCCACUCCACGGGGCCCACCCUGGACCUGUUUUCCACUAAGGCCUUUUGGAAAGCGGUGAU